Messenger RNA from Aplosporella prunicola CBS 121167, 2586 nucleotides. RefSeq lists its product as uncharacterized. The coding region runs from base 224 to 2476 and encodes 750 amino acids. NCBI's taxonomy places the organism in Eukaryota, Fungi, Ascomycota, Dothideomycetes, Botryosphaeriales, Aplosporellaceae. The record is from RefSeq and is a predicted model, not a curated record. The transcript has 5 exons.
UCCGCAAGCUCCCUCCGCGCUGGAAGGAUUCCCAGUGCACUGCCUUCCUUAGUACCAGCCCGGUCGCCCUGCGCCUUCAUCUCGAAGCCCAACAAGGCCCGACUUGCCUGUGGAUAUCGAACCCCAUUACCGAUUCACCGGAUUCGUUCUGUGUGAAUCACAACGGACGGUCCAAUCCAGCACUGCAAGCAUACUUCCAACCGCCCACACCUUAUUACCCAACAUGGCAACCGCUCAGACCCACCCCCGCCGCCGUCCUCAAAAGGUCGACGGCUCCCAGAUGGCACCGCCCUCUCUAACCACUUGGAACCUUCGCAAGGCUGGCACUUUCCACUCUCCCACUAACGUCUCGUCGGAGCUCGUCGACCCCGUCGCUCCGUACUGCUCCAUGCCGAAGCGUUCUGAGACCAACCCCCAGUCGCUCGAACAGAUUCUCAUCGACGCCGGCGAGAGACGUGUUGCCGGAUUGCUUGCGACCGUCGACAACGUGCUGGCGGGCAAGACCUCGUCUGCUUCCGAUGCGAGCAUCCUGAAGGACAACAAGGUCCUCCCUGUCCCGUCUUUUAUGCUGGACAACCACACCGUCACCGACUCUGAUCCGAUGGAGAUCGACUCCAAGCCUGUCGUCGUCGACCACCACCAUGCGUCUGACAGCGGUCUUGGCUCAUCCGUCAGCGGUUCUAUCUAUGAAGCUGGCAGUGCUCGCCUUCGCGGAUCCGCACGCUCUUCCGUCACCGCCGCUCGGUCGGCAAUCACCAAGUCCUACUCUGGCUUGUCCUCAAACAGCGAGGACAAUGUCCGCCGCAUGAGUGAGCAGGCCAUCAAGCAGAUCCAGAAGCGUAUCAUCAAGCCUAUCCUCCAGGAGCCCUCUCUUAAGGACUUCCAUUCCAUGGUUAAAGACGUCCCUCGUCGCAUCGGCCACAAGGAAAUCAAGAACCUCCGUGACCUGGAAAAGACCCUCAUCUACCUCGCUCCUGAGUGUGCCGCUUUGUCGCCAACGAAGUACCUCCGAUUCUGCGAAACUACCGUUACGUUUAUCGCCUCUACGGUCAACUACCUUUGCGAAGCCGACCAACGACUGCCGACUGAUCGCCCGUACACUAACAACUACUUCCUGGACCUCGUCGAACAGAUCCGCAGAUACGCCGCAAUCAUGGCUGCCACAAGAGCAAAGAGGGCUCGGGGUGAGCCCCUUAGUGAGAUGGACCACUCCCCUAAUGAGAAAGUUGUCCUUCGCGGCGGCCUCAGCCGCAACGGUCGCCCUGCCGAGUUGGUACGUGAGAAGAACGGUAGGGUAAUUCCCAUUGCUACCGACUCUGAGCGAGCAUCUGCCUCGAAGCGCCCGCUUGAAGACGACGAAUCGGAUGAGGACAGCGUCCACCGCUCCAUGGCUCGCAGGCGAAAGUCCGACCGCCCCGGCGAUGUCAUGCACAUUUGCCCGGAUUGCAAGAAGGAAUUCAAGCGCCCUUGCGAUCUGACCAAGCACGAGAAGACGCACUCGCGUCCAUGGAAGUGCUCGGAGCCGAAGUGCAAGUACCACGAGAUGGGUUGGCCGACGGAAAAGGAACGCGACCGCCACGUGAAUGACAAGCACUCGGCGAUGCCGGCUCAAUACAAGUGCCUGUUCGCGCCUUGCUCUUAUGCAUCCAAGCGCGAGUCAAACUGCAAGCAACACAUGGAGAAGGCUCACGGCUGGACUUAUGUCCGCUCAAAGGCGAACGGGAAGGGCCCGAAAAAGUCCCCGAACGCUCCUGCUUCUCUCACUCCCCAGACUCCUCUUACUCCAUUCAUUGCCACCCCGGCAUCUGGAAUGCAGCAACUGUCUACUCCUGUGACACCCUUUGACAACUCUCCGUCCGUCCAGUCGUACCAAGAAGUUGACUGGGACAACUACUACAACCCACAGCUGAACGUGGACACCAGCUACCUGGAUGCUUUCCGGCGCGAGUCCAUUACGACCGCCGGAACAGACUUGACAUAUUCAUCCACGCACUCACCGGCGCAGCCCAACAUGUUUGAGGACUGCAUCACUCCUCCAGAUGCUGGGUUUGACCACACCCUGUUUGGUAGCGGCUUCGACUUCAACCCUACCGUUCAGCAGCCUACUCCCGCUCUGAGUGAUGACAACCUCUUCGCCGACCACUUUCAGUCUUUGCCGCAGCUGAGCGCAAACCUGAAUGUAAACGGCUUCGGUAACACCACUCAUCUCUCGCCGGGCGCCCAGCCGGACCUCACUCUGUUCAGUCCGUCUGAGAACGAUAUGCAAAUUGACGAAGGCUUUGGGGACUACCCGGCUGGCGUUGAUUUCCCGCUGUUUGACUCCACCAGCAGCAACCUUACCUCCAAUGCCAACAACGGAGAAGGCAACAGCAGCAACUGGUUCCCCGACCUGUCCAACUUUGGCGGUCAAUUCGAAGACAUGUCAUUCCCCCCUGCCGACUUCUGCACCAACACUUCUUAUGAAUUCAACCAGUAAGUGACCAGGGUGGUGGUCAUUGCUGACCUUGACCGGCUUCAUCAUGCCGGCAAGUACCUACCUACAUGUGUGUUUUUUGCGUGGAUCUUUUCCCACUUCUUUGCCUUGUG